UCACGCUCAGGUGACAGACGCGACUGGUACCGUCCAACAACAGCCAGAAACUUCACUUAUGAGUGAAAAUGCUAGCGUAACUUUUCGAAGAGAGUUUAUUUAGAAAAAAAGAACCACCAAAGCAUUCCAAAGAGCCCUUCUCCAGAUGCCGUCCGCUGCACGGAUGAGAAAAGAAGAGGGAAGGGGAUUACAUUUACAAGCGGGAGUCUAGUUCUUCUGUCGGGGUUGAGUACACAAAAUUUUAAUUGUAACAACAGAGAGAAGGCGGGAGACAGCUAAGAAUAAGAAGAGCGCGGAGUGACUAUCGCUGGAUGCUGUAUGAGUUGUCGCCCGAGCGGAGGCUUCAUGACGGGCGAUGGAGAUGCUGAUGGACUGGAGACCUCCAACAUUUCUGCUCCUCGCCUGGUUGUGCGUGCUUCCUGGUGAUUCUCAGCGGGUCGAGGUGCCACGGAAGGACAUGGAGGUAGUAAUGGGACAAAUGGUUGUUCUGGAGGCCUGGUACACCCCGACUACCUCCAUCGAGAAGAACGCCGUCAUAUGGACCUUCAUGGCCAAUCACUCCAAACAAGUCAUCUCCUACUUCUCUGGACAGAUUGGCAUCGGUAGCACUGACUUCCGGAGGCGAGUGGGUUUUGCCAUGUCUAUGCCCUCUGCCAAUCUGUCCAUCUAUAUCAACAACACGCAGGAGUCUGACUCUGGGCGCUAUCACUGCCACGUGAUCAUUCCUGGAGCUCCAGGCCUGUCUGGGGAAGUACACCUCAAUGUUAAAGUUCCUCCGUCCACGCCUGUAUGCUCUAUGACAGGAAACCCUGUACUGAGUGGCAAUGUAACACUGAGCUGUAAAUCCAGCUAUGGCAAACCCGUUCCUCACUACAAAUGGACCAAAGCAGCUCCUCUUUCUGAGGUCUUCUUCUCUCCCAUGCAAAAGUGGAGGUCCUGCCCCCAGCCUGUGCUUGUGCUGGGAUACCUGGAUGAGAGGCAAGGCACGCUUCGACUUAGCAACCUCACCAGAAGCAUGUCUGGCAAGUAUGUUUGCCGCGCCAGCAACACGGCUGGGACUGACAGCUGCCACAUCAAUCUAGAGGUCUCCACCCCUAACAAUGCCUGGGUGAUCGCUGGGGCCACGGUGGGCUCUGUGGUGGGUCUGAUGGCUCUGGUUUUAUUCCUGAUCUUUAUCCUGAGGAGAAACCGUGACACAGAGGAGGAGAUGGCCAAUGAGAUCAAGGAAGAUGCACAGGCUCCAAAACGCGUCUCGUGGGCUAAAAGCGGCACAGGAUCGGACAUCAUAUCAAAGAAUGGCACAAUGUCCUCCAUAGCCACCAGCCCUCCUGCACAGGACCCUCAGCAUCCACUCCAAAACAGCCAUUACCCAUACCCUCCGGGUGCCUCGGACACCGCCUCCAUCCUCACCACCUCUGGUAGCACAACCACAUCCCGCCUCCGCACAGGGGAGCGCAACCCACUACACGGCCUGCCCGGAUACAACAGCAGCAGCACACUAAAUCACACACACCUCCAUCGGCAUCACACUCCCGCAGUCCUCAAUCCCAACAGCUGCUCCACACACAGGACUGAGGGGCCGCAGCCGCAGACCCCGCACCCGCUCAACAUGCCUAUAAACACUGCCACCCUGUCCCACAUGGGGGCCGUGCCCAUCAUGGUGCCCACCCAGAACCACAUCGGGUCACUGGUGUAACGACUCUCAAGACAAGUAAUGUGCUAACGACUAGCCAAAUGGGGAAGGGUUUCGACAAAUGUGGUGGUAAAUGACAAAUCUGGCAAACGUUCUACACAGAUUAAAGUACUAUAAAUACAGUAAAAUGUAGUUCCAUGUCAAAAAUCACCUUUGAUUUGUUUUUUAAGGUAUUACAUGUUUUUUUAUGAGCUUAAUUUGUGCUUUGAUGCCUAAACACUCGUCGUCUUUUCGAACCGUUACACUGACCAAGAACAGUAUUUGUCAUUUAUUUUGUCAGUUUUACAGUGUUUAAUUCAUUAUUCAUUUUUGUAACAGUUGCGUUUAUGGAUUCAGAUUUGUCCAGUUAUUUAGACAUUCAGUUACGUUACCGACAGUCAUCUUUAGCAUAAGCUGUUCUUGUGCCUCUUGUGCCUCCGAUUCUCUCAGGAGUUCUCAGUUUUCCUGUCAAGCUGGUUUCUGAAGCAGAGCAGGUUUUUCAGUAUUUCAAAUGGACCACUUUCAGAUGAGUUUGAGUGAUGACUGUAAAGUAGAAAAUAAAAUGAAACCCCAUGCAAAUGCUGUCUUAAAAUGUCUUAUGAUGUAGUAGAGUGUAAAAGAGAUAAAUGCCAGUAUCCAAGUAAAUGCCAUGCUUAUUUACUUGAGCAGGAAGGACUCUUAAUUUGUAAAACAUUUGAUAAUGAAAGUUACACGGAAGUGUCCAUUUGUUCAUUCAUGUGUUCAUGAUGUGCGAAUAAAAUAGCCUUGUGGUUUAAUGACUUGAAUAGUGGUAGGAAAGUUUUAUCUUUUUUGAGAUUAGUGUUAAUGCUGAAUGUUAUUGUGAAUAUUCAGGUUUAAAGUUGUUUACUUUUUAAUUAGGACUUUCCACUCAAAUUGGCAUUCUAUGGAAUUGAAAGCAUUAUAUCAGGGGUGUGCAAACUCUCAGUCCUGGAGGGCCACUGUCCUGCAGAGUUUAGCUCCAACUUGCCUCAACACACCUGCCUGGAAGAAUCUAGUAUGCCUAGUAAGACCUUGAUUAGCUGGUUCAGGUGUGUUUAAUUGGGGUUUGAGCUAAACUCUACAGGACAGUGAUUGGAAAUGGGCUCAAGGUGGAAAAUGCCUCAGAGAGGUUCAAGUGUUCAAGUGGUGUUACUUGUUUUGAUCACUUACCAUAAUGUUCUGCUUAUUA
Molecule: messenger RNA, 2861 nt
Organism: Carassius auratus (goldfish)
Lineage: Eukaryota; Metazoa; Chordata; Actinopteri; Cypriniformes; Cyprinidae
Gene: esamb
Product: endothelial cell adhesion molecule b
Exons: 8
Coding region: 356-1696 (446 amino acids)
Biological process (GO): homophilic cell-cell adhesion
Cellular component (GO): plasma membrane; adherens junction
Molecular function (GO): cell-cell adhesion mediator activity
Source: RefSeq, a predicted model, not a curated record